This is a messenger RNA of Nicotiana tabacum (common tobacco), 972 nucleotides long. RefSeq lists its product as uncharacterized. Lineage: Eukaryota; Viridiplantae; Streptophyta; Magnoliopsida; Solanales; Solanaceae. The record is from RefSeq and is a predicted model, not a curated record.
AUGGAAAUACACAAUGGUAUUGGUUACAGGGUGUAUGUAGAGUUGAAAAAAGAGAACAGAGAAUUCGGGAUGUAUCCUUUGUGCAUAACAACUAUUGAAAAAGAACUUGUAUCCGGAGGUUGUUUAAAUCAAUGCGACAUUGUGCAAAUAGACGAAGCAGUUCAAAGGGAGGUUAUGGCUGGACAAUUAUAUAAGGAUAAGGCUACAUUGAAAGAGGUGAUGGAGAAUUAUGCUAUAUCUCAAAGGUUUCAAUUCCGGGUUGAUAAGUCUAACACUGUCAGCUAUGCAUUAUUAUGUAUGUCAGAAGAUUGUAAAUGGAGGUUUAAGGCUUCGAGCAUUAACAAAUCAGAACUAUUCAAAACGAGAGAGUUCAUUGAUAACUAUACAUGCCCGCUUAAGGACAAGGUGUAUGAGCAGCGACAGGCAAGUAGCAGCCUUAUAGGUGGUAUGAUUAGGCCUAAGCUUACUAAUCAUAAGAGGAAAUACACCCCAAAGGAUAUUAUUGAUGAUGUGAAAUCACAUUUAGGUGUAGAUGUUAGCUACAUGUUGGCGUGGCGGGCUAAAGAAAAGGGGUUUGAUCAUUGUAGACCCAUUGUGGUUGUGGAUGAAAGUCACCUAAAAUCUUACUACACCGGGAUAUUUGUCUCGGCAAGCACGUUGGAUGGUGCAGCAUAUGGUGUUAUUGAUUCAGAGAACGAUGCUGCUUGGACAUGGUUCAUUGAGCAAUUCAAGAUAGCAUACAGUAACAGGGAAAACAUGUGCAUCGUUUCAGAUAUAAAUGAGAAUAUCAUUAAAUCUGUAUCGAGAGUGUAUCCAGAUAAAUUCAAAAAGAGCCAUGCAAAGUUGAGAGAGAUAUACUUCUCGAUGGCGAAAGCAUACACACAAUUUGAAUUUGACAGUAUGACGGAGAAGGUGGAGAAGGUAGAUAUUAGGAUGAAAGAAUACUUGGAGUUAGCUGGAUACGAAAAGUAG